This is a messenger RNA of Suillus fuscotomentosus, 1215 nucleotides long. RefSeq lists its product as uncharacterized. The record is from RefSeq and is a predicted model, not a curated record. Gene Ontology annotation, cellular component: SLIK (SAGA-like) complex; SAGA complex. Gene Ontology annotation, biological process: regulation of transcription by RNA polymerase II. Lineage: Eukaryota; Fungi; Basidiomycota; Agaricomycetes; Boletales; Suillaceae. The transcript is spliced from 6 exons. Gene Ontology annotation, molecular function: structural molecule activity; protein heterodimerization activity. Bases 1 to 1215 code for a protein of 404 amino acids.
AUGGCCAGGCCAGAAAUUGAUGGAACGACGCAUGCACACAAACCAUCUCUCUCCUUUGCCGAUUCUCCUGCACUUGAGCGUACACCACAUGGUAUGGCCACGUUCCGUGCACUUGAAUCAGAAACCGGGCUACCAAGAAUCCCGAAUGGGUACGGUUCAUCUGCCUCUACAAAUGAUUGUGGCAGCGAAGCAGACGAAGCAUUAAUGUCAAUGGAUAAUGACUUUGGAGAGAAACGCAAGCUAAACGGUUCAUCUUAUGGUCCUCGUAAAUGCGCACGUCUCAUCCCUGCUCCCUUUGCGCCUAUUCCCACCGCAGACGACCCGAACUCGAGCUGGUGGUGCUAUGUUCAGUCCGACUCACUUCUCGCCAAUGGACUUCCAGCUCUUCCCCAGCCCUUCGUUGCAUCAACCCCCAUCCGCAAUUUCUGUACUCUCGCGCCCAACAUCCUCCUCACUGUCAUGAAUACGAACAUUAAAACGCUCAAACGGGUCCGAUGGAUGCACGCUAAGUUUACCACGCUCAACCUGAAUGUAGAAGAGGGUGGAAUGGGGGACGAGCUGCCAGAUAUUGGGGAAGAAGGCAGGGUUGACAAGGUCAUAGAUGAGCGACCAUGGCAAGCAAGAUAUGCUGACCUUGGACAGGUCAAGGGAUCGGUGGAACUAGAAGUGAGUGAGAAGAAUGCGGAUGAGUGUCUGAAAUGGAUGAAUCGGAAGGUAAUAGAGCAUAAAGGAUUUCAAGGGACGUCAAGCAUUGCACUGGAUGUGAUGGUGGGGGUAACAUCUGAGUAUUUGCUCAAUGUCGGUCGAAUGCUACGAUUGAUGUGCGAUGAGUAUGUGAAGAGCAUGACACCAGAGGAAAUCAUUCUUCAUACACUCUUCGAGAGUGGAAUCGCGAAGAUUCAAGAUCUUGAACUGUACAUCAAGGACGACAUCAUCCGGCAUGGUUCGCGCCUUAUCAACCUCGAGAAAAAGCUUGUUGGAGCGUAUCGCAAAGCUGUGGAACUUAUCGACAAUGGCACACUUUUUGCUGGUGAGGAUUACGAAGGUGACAACAGUGCCUUUGUUACAGGUGGGUUUUAUGACUCACUUGGUGAUGAUUUUCUCGGGUUACAGGAGCUUGGCGUCGCUGCGGAAUUGGGGCUAUCGAGUCUCACUAUCCCAAAGAAGCUACUCAAAGGGAAAUCACGGGGAACAGCAGGGGGUGCUAUCGAGUAG